Exaiptasia diaphana is the source of this 1404-nucleotide messenger RNA. RefSeq lists its product as uncharacterized. The record is from RefSeq and is a predicted model, not a curated record. The coding region runs from base 50 to 1015 and encodes 321 amino acids. Lineage: Eukaryota; Metazoa; Cnidaria; Anthozoa; Actiniaria; Aiptasiidae. The transcript has 4 exons.
AGCACUGGGACUUCAUACUUAUGAAGCACUUCAACCUUACGGGAUCAUCAUGAAGUUUGCCAUUUUUCUGCUCAUUUUUGCCUGGAUUUAURAAGGGGUGUCGAGUAAGGCUUUGAACAKAACUUCCACUACGGUUGCUGCAGUAAAAAAUGAAUCAGCGUCGUCUACUUUAAGUCCUGUUGCCCCCACUCAAAAAMAUGUAGUAAAUCAUGCACCAUCAAGUGACAGUUUUUUUGGAAGAAACUCGUCAAUACCAGUCAUCGCUCUGUCUWGUAUCGUAUUAGUUCUGGUGUUUGUCGUCAUUGUGUUGUCGGUGAUCAUCGUCAUCAAUCGUAAAAGAUUAUAUCGACUUAAUAACCAAGCACCCCAAGCAACACCACCGCCUACAGAAAUUCAACAAAUUCCACCAACAAGCAACAAUCAAAUGAUCUGUGAGGAUAUCAACCAAAAUCCAACARUUGAGCCGGUUACGCUUGGCGUUUUUUCMUUACCUGAUGAAGGAAACWCACGUAACGCGAGUCUUAAAUACGACCAGCCAUACGCCCAUCAAAAACCUCUCACUGAUAUGAUAAAGAACAUUAUGACCAAGACCAAGGAGCCAACAAGCCACACUUCACGACAAAGCGAGUUUUAUUUGCAGCCGCAUGAGCUGAAUAGCAGCACUUURACCGAUUCGGGAAACUCGGMAAAUGAUGAWUURUCGAGCRGUAACRGUUGUGAGUACCAAGUUCCUCGUAAUGCGAAGAAAAGGGCAGGUCUACUAACUACGGACGCUGAKGACAGUGAGUAUGUCGUUAUGAUGGGAGAGAAAUCGCUCACGGACGAUGAAAAAGUCGAGAGCAAGUCGCGGAAAGAGUCCAAGAAAGCUUCAGUGAAGGACACUUUGAGAAGAAUCCCGGAAAAUAUCGCCAAAUCGAAAAUUAAGUUUUUCCAGGACAGAMACAAGUCUCAUAAAGAAUUGAGUAAAGCAACUGACGAGCGUUCGCAUUACGAUGUUCCUAAAAGUGUAAAAUAAGUAUUUGUAGUCCCCCCUACCCCCCACACACACCAUGGUGGACCUGGGACUCGACUUCGAUUACCGGCAACGAGUGCGGUGAUGGGCCCUUUUCCCCUUUGUUUGCAUAUGGAAACGAACGUACCAUACGAAGCCAUAACUAAAUAAAGUUGUAUAUAUUUACAUUUUUAUCGGAUCAAGUUUUUAUACAUUUUAAAGUUAGAACUAUUUCAGUAGUAAAUACUAAAAAAUGUUGCGGCAAUUUAGUGUUUGUACUCGAUCUAUUGACGUUUUUCUAUACUCAACGUGUAAAUACCAUUAUAGUAUUAAAUUAUGAUUAUUGUACAAAAUAACAUUAUGUGAUUAUCAGUUACAUAAAAAGUAAAAAAAAUAACUGUGUUUGUCUAGUA